Molecule: messenger RNA, 3153 nt
Organism: Heterostelium album PN500
Lineage: Eukaryota; Evosea; Eumycetozoa; Acytosteliales; Acytosteliaceae
Product: myotubularin-related protein
Exons: 9
Coding region: 1-3153 (1050 amino acids)
Biological process (GO): dephosphorylation
Molecular function (GO): phosphatase activity
Source: RefSeq, a predicted model, not a curated record
AUGACAGAUAGAACUACUACUAUAACAACAACAACUACAACAACUACAUUAUCAUCAUUAUCAUCCUCAUCUUCGAAAACAGAUAUUAUAGACAAUUAUUCGAAUUCAAAUAAUAAAAUUAAUAACAACAAUAAUAAUAAUAAUAUUAUUAAAUUAAAAACAAUGUCAAAUAAUAAUAAUAAUAAUAAUAAUAAUAACAAUAACAAUAAUGAAAAUACUACAACAGAUCAUAUAGAUAUUAAUAGUAGUAGUAUUGGUAGUGAUAAUAAUGUUAAUAAGAGAUCAAGUGUUUGGAUUCCACCAAAUAAAAGUGCACUUAAAUUUCAACCAAGUCUAAGACAAAGAUUAGAUGAAAUAACAGUUGGACCGAUUGCAGAGAUGUUGAUAUUGAGAGUAUCGAUACCAGAACACCAAACGAUCUCUUCAUUCAAGGUGUUGCGUGAGAAUCUUGUAAAGGAUCUGCUGUUCUCCGUCAUCAAGAAGAAACGACUGUUGAAUAGUGAGCAACAUCGAUAUUCAUUGUAUCUGGUACCAAACAACAAAGUGGAAUGUGGUGUUUGGAUGGAUGAGAGUAAACCUCUGUGGAUCUACGAACUCUACGAUCAAGAUCUAAUCGAAUGCAAACUGAAAACACUCGAGAAGGAACCGACCUAUCUCAAAGUGGUAUUCCCCGAACAAAUGAAAACCAAAACAUUCCAAGUCGACGAUAAAAUGUUGGUUAGAGAUGCAAUUCAGCUGAUCACCUCGAAAUUAGAUGUAUUAUAUUUCAUUGGUCAAGAUUUAAAGUAUUAUGGAUUAUUUGCAUUGUUAAAUGAUGGAUCGGAAGUGUUGUUACAAGAUGAAUUACUUUUAACUACAUAUUCACUUGGCAAUAUGAGUAUUAUAGAGUUCAAAAAGAAAGAUAUCAUUGUAUUGUCAAUAGAUGAUACACCAUUAUUGGAUAUGAAUAUGAAUAUUAAUAUUCCACAGAUUGUUGUAUCUAAUAAUAAUAAUAAUAAUAAUCAUUAUCAAGGUGAUAGUGGUGUAAAUUCAACUAGUGUUGGUGGUGUUGCUAGCUCUGCUUCGAUUACCUUUAGAAAUUCAGCAUCGUCAUCGGCAUCGUCAACUUCAUCACUAUCCUAUGUUGUACCGGUGAAUCAAGUAACCAUUACAUUCAGUACGAAAUCAACGGUCAAAGAGAUGAUCUCCGACCUAUCGCCAUGGUUGGAAUCACAGAUAAAGAAACGUACUCUAAACUAUAAAUUGAUGUUAAGUGAUCCUAAACUAUGGUUACUUGAAAACAAUCCAGUUUCAUCAUACGGUAUAAAGAAGAAUGAUAAACUAUAUCUGUUUCCAAAAGUUGAAGAUAAUCUAAAUCAUGAAGAAGGUGUUUGUUUAAAAGUAUUAUUCAGUGCAUGUGUUGCAACACCAUUCUUUAGUAAUCAAAACAAACUAUCAAAAUCGAUUCCAGGUGAAAUCUUAAUUCUAAAAAUUGAUAAUGUAAUUCAUUUAACAGAUUAUAUUAGUGGUAAAUCGGGUGGUGUUGAAGGUGAACUUUUUAUGACAAACUAUCAAUUAAAAUUCUUCUCAAAAGAGUCAACCAAUCAAGAAUAUAAUAUACCUUUGUAUUCAAUAUCGAAAAUUGAAAGAGUCGGUUCAUCCAAAUCAAAUACAAAUUGUUAUCUAGAUCUACACUGUAAAGAUUUUAGAUUCGUUAGAUUCUUCUUCCCAACCAAUCCAACCGAUAAAAGAAACACCUCAAGAAAAAAGCUGUACAAAACAUUAAAGAAUCAAGUAUUCCCUUCAAAUCAAUCAAAGUUAUUUGCAUUUUAUAACAAAGAAACAUAUUCAAUCAAUGGAUGGGAUCUAUUCGAUUUGGAAAAGGAAUAUCAAAGACAAGGAGUUGGUAGAUCAUCGAGUGGCUGGAGAAUCACUAGAAUCAAUGAAAACUAUGAAAAGUGUGAUAGUUAUCCAUCGUUGUUGGCAGUACCAGAGAGAAUCAGUGAUAAUGAGUUGGAGAGUGUUUUUCAUUUCAGAAGUAGAGGUAGAAUACCUGUGUUGUCAUGGCGACAUCCAAACAACGGUGCGUCGAUUACGCGUUGUUCACAGCCUUUGGUUGGUAUCACUAGGUCUCGUUGCGCUGAAGAUGAAAUGAUGUUUCGAGAGAUCGGUAGAGGUAACAAUAUGAUCACCACCACCAGCAAUGAGAAGCCAACUAAGUCAUUCAGAUCAUCAUUGAUGCUACCAUCCCCGUCUGUUACCAAGAAUCUAUCGCUACUCGAUGCAAGACCAAAAGCAAAUGCCAUUGGAAAUCGUGCAAUGGGUGCUGGCUAUGAGAAUACAUCAACCUGCUACCCGGAAUGCACCUUGGAGUUUUUAAAUAUAGAGAAUAUACAUGGUAUGUUAAAUAAUGAUCGAUUUUAUUUUGCAAAAUAUGAAUAUAAUAUUAAUAUGCAAAUUAAUGGAGUGAUGAGAAAUUCAUAUGAAAAGUUUAAAGAUACUUGCUUUGUAGCUGUAGGUGGUGUAAAUAGUCAGCAUUAUAAAGAACAAAAGUCGGAAGGAUGGUUAAGUGGUAUAGAUGCAUCACAUUGGUUGGACCAUAUCAUAUUGAUUCUUCAAGGUGCAAUUAAAAUAGUUGAGACUGUACAUAACACCAGUACAUCUGUAUUGAUUCAUUGCUCCGAUGGUUGGGAUAGAACUGCACAACUCUCUGCCAUCUCAAUGUUCUUACUAGAUCCUUAUUAUAGAACUUUAGAAGGUUUCAUUGUAUUAAUAGAAAAAGAAUGGUUAUCAUUAGGACAUCAAUUCUUUAAGAGAAUAGGUCAUGGUGAUCCAAAAUACGGAGAUGAACAAAGAUCACCAGUAUUCUUACAGUUUAUUGAAACUAUUUAUCAUAUUCUAUGUCAAUUCCCAAAGGCUAUUGAAUUCAAUGAACGUCUGCUGCUAGAGAUCCUCCAUAAUCUGUUCUCUUGUCGAUUCGGCACGUUCCUAUACAACUCUGAGAGAGAACGUGUACGAAACAAUGUAAAGACUCACAGUGUAAGGAUACUACUUGCAGAAUCUACUGCCGACUACCGACGCAACGCUUCGAGAAACACUUGCACUGCAUCAAGAGAUACAAAAAUUGAAACGAGAAAACCAAGCACUCAAACAACAACUACAACCUGCCUCUAA